Messenger RNA from Lymnaea stagnalis (great pond snail), 436 nucleotides. The record is from the annotation of a GenBank genome assembly. NCBI's taxonomy places the organism in Eukaryota, Metazoa, Mollusca, Gastropoda, Lymnaeidae.
AAGUACUGCUUCACGAACGUUUGGAGCAAAGCAAUCUGCCGACUGUGCCAUGAAUGUGUGAGCGUCUUUAAGGAGUACACUUGAAAAAGACAUCACUAAAUAAAACACGUGGAUUUCGGGAACAAUUUAACGAACGAAGAGAGAAAAGGAAAAUGCCAGGAGUUGGUUAACAAUUGAUCGAAGCAUAAAACGGUGUUCAGCCAACAGUCUUUAAGCCAAGAUGGCGCAACCGAAGCCAGUUAUGAUGCUGUCCCAUAAGAUUGUCAAACGUAACAAGUCUUUUUCUGACGGCGAGUUCAUCAAGAAAUGCUUGUCAGAUGCAGCGAACAUCAUGUCUCCAGAACAGAAAACAAAGUUUGUCAGCAUUUCUUCAUCAAGAAGAACUGUGGUCGGGCGUGCUGAAAAUAUAAGUGACAAUUUGAUGCAUCAACUUUGA